GCUAUGCUCGGCUGAAGGGCGAUGGUGGGGGGGGGGAGGAAAGAGCAAAGGAGAUCUAACUUUACACGAGUCAUCAGCAGUAUUCGUUCCCGUGCUCGCGACUUUGGUGGUUCGGUUCGUCGUGAUCGAGAGAGUUGGGGGUGAAGCGAAUGGUUAUCUCCCCGUAACGCGAUCACCGUCGCCGUUGUUGCAGUCUCGUUGUCAUCGCACCUUCGUGUUUGUCGUAAUAGUCGCGUAGUUGCUUCUGUCUCUCUCUCUUCCUCACCCUCCUUAUUCCCCCUUCUGCGUGUGUCUCUCUCUCUCUCUCUCUCACCUUUUCUCGAUCGCGCGGAUUGUGAAACAGUGUGAAACGCGAAUCGAGCAGUUCCGCGAAGCGGAUACAUUUGCGAGUUAGGUGACCGAAUGUUCCGCUGAGAAUUAUGUGGAAUACUGACGCAGGAUUGGGAUCGGUCGCACGUCAAGUCAGCUGACAUAUUGCGCCCUGCUACACCGCAACAGCCUUCGGUGAUUACAUGGUGACACAAGGUUGUAGAGGAGCAAUCGGGAAGAGAGUUGUGGCAAAGGACACCUAGUUAUCUUGCACCAAGCUGACUGCGAAUUUCCACUGUUUCUCACACAUACAACAAACACACACACGUACACGUACACACGCACAGCAUACACGAGGCAGUGAUCGCAACUAGGAUAAAGUUUCCUCGAUUAACGACGAGUGACACUGAAAGACAAGAGUUAUGGAACGAGAAUCCAAUCCUAUGCAAGCCCUGUGCCGCAGCGGCUGUGGAUUCUACGGCUCGCCAGCGACGGAUGGGCUUUGUUCUCUCUGCUAUAAGGAAAAUCUAAAAAAGAAGCAACAACCUCCAGUAUCAGCUGCCACCGUACCAACCUCACAAACUGUUCCUAGCAACGCGGGUACGUUGCAAGGCAGUUUUGGUAGCCCAGCAGCUACGGGAACGACAGCUCAACCUACCAUUCCUACCAUACCUCAAUCGACGUCAGAUCUGCCCAACCCCAAAGAAAAGGUAAACAGAGAAGACCAGGAGAGCGACGUAGGUGUAAGCAGCGCAGUAGCUGAAGGAUCAUCAGCGAGUAGCGGUGACGUAGAUGACUCCUUCGAUGGCAAAGAGACUGAUAAAGAAUCUAAGAAGAAGAAAAAUCGUUGUGCCGUAUGUCGCAAAAAAGUUGGUUUGACCGGUUUCGAGUGCCGUUGUGGAGGACUGUUUUGCGCUGUGCAUCGGUACAGUGACAAACACGAUUGCAAAUUCGAUUACAAAGAAAUGGGCGCUCAAGAAAUUCGGCGCAACAAUCCAGUUGUUGUUGGUGAAAAAGUGCAAAAAAUUUGAACUAUUUAGUGUGUAGUCGUUGGGAAAAUGGUUAUUAUAACUAUAUAAACAAACAGAAUAUACAAAAAAAAGCACGAAGAAAACGAGAUAAAUUAUCUGGCAGCUGAUUCGCACGUUGAGGGGGUGAAACGAGCGAGCGUGCAAGGCCGAGAGUGCAAGGUAGAACGAGAGAGAGAGAGAGAGCGAAUGAAUGUGAGAGCGAGUCCGCAAGAAGGGCAGCAAAAUGUUGUUUUACAGCUGCCAAGAAAGAGCGUGUGCGAGCGAGAGGGUGGGGCAGGGGGGAGGAGGAAGGGAGAGCGAGAGUGAAAGGAAAAAUUGAAAGAAGGAGCGAAUAUUAGAACAAAUAAAAACGAAAGAUCGCAAAAUAGAAUGUGUGUGUGUAUGCGUACACGAGUGAAUGAUUCACACAAUUGGAUGCCAGUGCCAUUGUAAGUUUCAGAUUGUCACCUAGCGAGAGAAUUUUAAUUGAGAAUAUACCUGGUUACUAACUGCUGCCAGCUUACUACUAUUAUUACCUAUUAUUAUCAUGAUAAUUACUACGGUUUAUAACUAUUCUAUAUUAUACGUUUAUUAAUUUACUUAAAUGGAAAAUUUAAAUGCGAAAGUGUGCAAAGCUCGUUUUACGCGAAGGCAGAGCUCUUGGUGCGGUCAGUCAGUCCAGAAACGUCUCUCUCCAAAAGUUUUGAUUUAUUCGAGAAAUUUUAUACAUUACACUGUUUCGUUUAUAUAUAUAUAUGAAAGAAAAAUAAAAAAAGUAGGGAGAAUGUUGCUUUAGGUAAUGGCUGACGUUGAUGGGUGAUCACAAUUUUAUGUUAAUAAUUAGUCUAAUAAUUACUAAGUACAUUAGUCUCUAUUGAUUCAUAAAUAAUGCAAUGGAGUAUAAGUAGUACUGUGUGUUUAUGUCCAAUUUCACGUGAAUAUAACCAGCAAUUAUUACUCAUUAAAUAUGUUUCAACCUAUAUCGCAAAUAAUUAUUUACACUAUGGCCGCAAAUCUAGGUUUUGUUAAUGAAACCCUUCUUUAACGGAUUUUUCGGUUUCUCUUAUGCAUAUACAAACUUAUGGAUAUACAAACGAAUUGUUAAUAGUUGAAACCCCCUCGAUUAAUUGAUUAAUUUACUCGUUCUUUUUUCCUUUUCAUUCUUUUUUUCUUUCUUUCUUUCUUUCCCAUUACUUUUGCUUGUUUUGCGAGUUUUGUAGGAUAGCUGCGCGAGGUAUUCCGGUGCUGCAUAGCAGCGCAAUAAUGUAAGAGUUAAACGAUUAAUAAAAUGUCUAGAGAGGCCGGGCAUUAUAUGUGAACGACGAACAAGACAACAAAUAUUAGCGAUUGUAAAGUGCGAAACUCGAAACCACUGAAGCCGUGCAAACGAUAAUACCGCACUGAUCGAUGUUACAAUUUCACGUAUAUACUUUUGGCCGAUGUCUCUUCUCCGCGCUCGUAACUCGUGCCGAGCGUAUCUUUCUUUUCUUUUCUUUUUUGUUUGUUUUUUCUUUUCUUUUCUCUCUCUCGUCUGUAUGUAGAUGUACACAUUUGUAAAGUUAUAGCAUGAAAGCGGUGCUAUAGCUGUCCAGCUUUGCUGUAUUCUUGUAAAACCAAACGUGACGAGAGUGGGGAGGCGGCAAAGUGCCGCGAAUCAUAUGCUCCACGUAUAUAGGUCAAUUCCUGGAGAGCUUUAUAAGUUAAAUUUGGAAGACAAAGAAACGAACGGAACGGAAAAUAUAUACUGCGACUUGCCGAUUUCGUGUAAAGUAAACAAAGUAACGUAGUUGUCUUUUCUUUAUCAUAAUCCUCGGACAAGGCGCUGUUAAUUUCGAUUGUGCUGCCGUUCUUUUAUUCCUUGGUUUUUUGUAAUUAAGACUUAUUCUGUGUAAAAUAGAAGAAUAUUCGCGUUACUCCCGUUAUUCACACCAAGACCUUUUACGUUAUUUCGAAGAGAUGUAUGUGAGACACAGAGGACUCUUAUUUUCGAUAAAUACAAGGCGUUUUGUUGAAUGUAAUCGCAAGGUUUAUCAAGCCGAUACUCUUCCUUUAAUGAUAAAAACGAGAGAAGGAGAAAUAAACGGGAAACCACUUGGAUCGAUUUUCCAUAUAUUUCGCGUGUCAUCGUCAAAAGAAUUCCAUCUAAAAAAGAAAAAGGAUUUUAUCUGUGUGCGAAUGCGCGACGUUGCAAAUUUAAAUUUUUCGUGGAAACGUGCGAAUAUGUAACGAUACCUAGAAAUUAAGACUGUCGAAAAAUCUUACUUUUCGAUGAAAUCGCGAUAAUAAUUCGCUCGAAUACCAUUCUCCACAAUGUUCACGGGACGACUAUGCGUUGACUUUAUAGACAAUAUAUACAAUACAUCUUGUCAAUCAAGAUCAUUGUUGCCAAUCAAUCUGUUAUCUUUCUUUCUUUCUUUCUUUUCGACUGCACUUUUAGGAACGCUGACGAGAGAAAUCAGAAUCGUAUAUAGGAGAAGAAAACGCGCGUGCACACACAGGCACACACAGAUACAACAUACACACACCCAUACACACACACUCUGAUUAUCAGUAAUAUCGAUGGAAUGGUUGCCUUCAGGCCUUCAUCCUAUUUUAGGCAUAGCAUAUUUUUCUAACGUGUACCGCAAUAUCGGAAUAAUCUUGCCUAGCGAGAGCGACUGAAGAACGACAGGAGGAAAAAAGAAUGAUUGAAAGAAUGAAAGAGAAUGACUGAAAGAAUGCGUGAAAGCGAGGUGGAGGAGUGUGCGUGCAGGAACGGAAAUGACUGAAAGAUGUGUGUCUGCUGUGUGAUUGUGAAUGUGCGAAUGAUGCGCGAGAAAGAGAGAGAGAGAGAGAGAUUGACAAAAAGAUUAUCGAUGAUCGUACUCGGCUGACUAUAUAAGGACGUAACACGAUGCUUGUAAUUAUUACUGAUUGAUAUUAGUACAUUUAAGCUAUUAAAAAAGUAACAUCAACUUUAA
Molecule: messenger RNA, 4279 nt
Organism: Ooceraea biroi (clonal raider ant)
Lineage: Eukaryota; Metazoa; Arthropoda; Insecta; Hymenoptera; Formicidae
Gene: drn
Product: zinc finger AN1-type doctor no
Molecular function (GO): DNA binding; zinc ion binding
Source: RefSeq, a predicted model, not a curated record